GAGCCGCAACACUGUAAAGUCUCAAACAACAGCAGAGCGAAAGAGAGGAAAAGAUCUAGUCAGAUGGUGAAAACAGGUGGCGAGAAGAGGACGAGGCAAGAGAGAAAAAACAGGUUGUAGUUAUCUGUACCAUGGCUGGGAGGUGGUUGGGAGUGGUGUGUCUGAUGAUCGUUAUGGAGUUCCCUGCCAUGGUGAUGCCAACACCAGGUCUUCCACUGCCUGACAUUGCCGAUGAACAGUUUAUAGAUGACUGUGUGAAAAGCCACAACCUCAAACGGUCUAGCGUGAAACCGCCAGCGAGCGACAUGCGUUAUAUGACUUGGGAUGGCGCACUGGCAAUAACGGCAAGAGCGUGGGCAAGAAUGUGUGUCUACAAGCACAAUAUUUACCUGAGGGAUGUGAAGAAGGUGCACCCCACCUUUAAGUCUGUGGGGGAGAAUCUCUGGGUAGGAUAUCCACCUAGCAGCUUCUCUGUGGAGAAGGCCAUGAAGUUAUGGGUGGAUGGCGAGUCAAUAUACUAUGAUUAUGCCCACAACUCCUGCAAACCAGGUGAAAUGUGUGGCCACUAUACUCAGGUGGUGUGGGCCAACAGUUCUAAAGUUGGGUGUGCUGUCCAUCUUUGUCCUAAUGGAGUCGAAGGCUUCAAGAAAGGUCCUCCCACUGCUUAUUUUGUGUGCAACUACUCCCCAGCGGGGAACUAUCAGGGUGAGAAGCCAUAUCGGACGGGACAGCAAUGCAGCAAAUGUGCUGCUGACACAUGUGAAGGCUCACUCUGCCGUAACCCAACAAGAGACGAAAUCAGAGGCUACAACUGGAGCCCAGAAUGGGAUCCGGAGAAGACCACCUGCGGUAGCUUCUGCCUGGCAGUGCUCGUCUUGAGGCCAGUAGCUCUUCUGGUCAUCUUCGCCUCCGCGUACACAAUCAAGAUGCAGUACCCAGACAUAUUUGUCUAUGAAUGACACACGUAAUGCACAGGCUUGGGGCUUUGAUGCUCCAUGCCAGGCAGUCCUGUUCUCCUGAUCUGACUUUUUUUUGUUGUCAACAGCAGUUACUUGAAAAUUGACCCCUAUGUCUGUGCCUUUUAGUAUGCUCUUAUGAAAACUAGAUCUGCUAUGUACGUUAAGUAGAUCUACAUCGGGGGAUAGGAGAGAAGGCCAAUAACAUAGGUAAUUCAUAGACAGAGUCUGAGUAAACCCAGCCCAAUAUGUUGGCAAUUGGAUUUCACCCUGCAGCUCAGGCUGGAAACCUGCAUGCUUCCUUUCCACGUUUGCUGGAACCAAUCUCAAACUGGCUUAUCCACCAGGCACCAUACCACUCAGAUCGUUGGUCUGAUUGGAUUUGAACUGUGCCCAUUGACCACGCCUCUUGUGCAGUAGAAAUACUUUGCGCAAUGCAGACUCCCCAGACUGUUCAGUCUCAAAAGAGCUUAGGCUGGUGAUAGCCAGGCCACUUGUCUUUGUUAUUUGUUUUUAAAGCUUCUUUAGAGUUAUGCUAUAUCAAUGUAUUCAGCUGAUAGAUAGCCUAGUGAGUGGCAAUUUAAUUAUUCUAUGUUUUCACUCAAAUUUCCAUGGUGUGGAAAACCACAGUAGUUAAUUAUUCCAUAUUCUUUCCCACUUGUGUUAGCACCUAGUCAAUACUGGACCCACAUUAAUAAUUAUGUCAAAGGAAAACAAUAACAAAAAUAAAAUAGUAACCUUUCUAGGGCCCAGGAGAAGUACAAGUUUCUAUUUCAGGGAAUAUAGGUUAUUAAAAAAGUAUUUUAUAAAACAUUUCUUCCAUUAUUUCUAAUCUGUGUUUCACAGCUUUAUUGUCCUUGUCGACUGAAAAUAAUGGUCUCCAUUACAGGAAGCUUAUCCUUUGUUGUUCUUCUUCUUUUCAUCUGAGGGUCUGGGCUGAGGCAUGGGGGGUGCGCCAAGCUUCUUGUUCUUAGCUUUUUUCACUUUGUCUUUAGGCCUGGAUGUCAAUUUUAGAUUCUGUUGUGUCUGCAAAGAAAAAAAGUAAAUUCUUAUAAUUUCAAAUACAGUACAUCAACUAAAACAACUCAAAGAAAACAA
Messenger RNA from Sardina pilchardus (European sardine), 2054 nucleotides. RefSeq names its product GLI pathogenesis-related 1a (gene glipr1a). NCBI's taxonomy places the organism in Eukaryota, Metazoa, Chordata, Actinopteri, Clupeiformes, Clupeidae. The record is from RefSeq and is a predicted model, not a curated record. The coding region runs from base 132 to 959 and encodes 275 amino acids. Gene Ontology annotation, cellular component: extracellular region. The transcript is spliced from 6 exons.